GUCGGUCCCCGUCCGGAGUGCUGUCGCUGCAGCCUCGACGCCUGGAGGAGGGAGGCGCCUGCAGCGCGGCCGGCCGGCGUCCGGAGGGAUGCGGGCGCGGGCUGCCGGCACCGGGGGAGGUCGGCGGGGACGCGGGCGCCGGGGGCGGCUCUCCGGGCCCGGACCACCAGCGCGUCGCCGGCCCUGCCCGGCCUUUCUCCGCGGCUCCCGCUGCGCCCGGCGCCUGACCCCGGCGGAGGCCGCUCCCGGCCGCUCGGAGCCCGAGAGGAUGGCUGGGGCCGGCGGCCAGCACCACCCACCGGGGGCCGCAGGAGGAGCGGCCGCAGGGGCCGGCGCCGCGGCCACCCCCGCCGCCGCGUCGGCGGGACCGGGAGAGGACUCGUCUGACAGCGAAGGGGAGCAGGAAGGACCCCAGAAACUGAUCCGCAAGGUGUCCACGUCGGGGCAGAUCCGGACCAAGACCAGUAUCAAAGAGGGACAACUAUUGAAGCAAACCAGUUCUUUCCAAAGGUGGAAAAAACGCUACUUCAAACUUCGAGGCCGGACACUUUAUUAUGCAAAGGACUCCAAGGACGGGCGGAAGUAUGCCCACCAGCAAGGACUGGCUGACUGCCUUCAAAAAUACUUGAAAAACUCCUAA
Molecule: messenger RNA, 640 nt
Organism: Hipposideros armiger (great roundleaf bat)
Lineage: Eukaryota; Metazoa; Chordata; Mammalia; Chiroptera; Hipposideridae
Product: diacylglycerol kinase eta-like
Exons: 4
Coding region: 89-640 (183 amino acids)
Source: RefSeq, a predicted model, not a curated record